AUGGUCAAGUUCUUAAAGCCAAACAAGGUUGUCAUCAUCCUCCAUGGAAGGUAUGCCGGAAAGAAGGCUGUCAUUGUCAAAAACAGCGAUGAAGGCACCUCAGCAAGACCCUACCCACACGCCGUCGUCGUCGGCAUUGAAAAAUAUCCAUUAAAAGUAAACAAGACUAUGGGCCAAAAACGUAUUGCAAAGAGGAGCAUCGUAAAGACUUUUAUCAAAACCAUCAACUACAACCAUCUGAUGCCAACUAGGUACAACCUCGACAUUGACUUGAAAAACAUUGUCACCGCCGAAGUCGCAAAGGAACCAUCGCAACGUGUCGAGGCCAAAAAGGCAAUCAGAAAGCUCUUUGAAGAACGUUACAACUCGGGAAAGAACAGAUGGUUCUUCCAAAAACUCCGUAAGUAG
This is a messenger RNA of Synchytrium microbalum, 408 nucleotides long. RefSeq lists its product as uncharacterized. Bases 1 to 408 code for a protein of 135 amino acids. The record is from RefSeq and is a predicted model, not a curated record. The transcript has 3 exons. Gene Ontology annotation, biological process: translation. Gene Ontology annotation, molecular function: structural constituent of ribosome. Gene Ontology annotation, cellular component: cytosolic large ribosomal subunit; ribosome. NCBI's taxonomy places the organism in Eukaryota, Fungi, Chytridiomycota, Chytridiomycetes, Synchytriales, Synchytriaceae.